UACCUCCAUCCCAGAAAGAUGACUUGCUCCAGCCUGUGCUAUCCAGAAUGCGGAGUGGCCCGGCCCUGUCCGGUCACUGGUACCUGCAACGAGCCGUGCGUUAGGCAGUGCCAAGACUCUGAAGUGAUCAUCAGACCCUCACCAGUUGUCGUGACCCUCCCAGGACCCAUUCUCAGCAAUUUCCCUCAACACAGUGCAGUGGGAGCUGCAGGAGCACCUGUGGUCGGACCCGGUUACGGAGGCUCAUUCGGUUGGGGGGGAUUGCACGGCUAUGGAGGCCAUUACGGAGGAUUGUAUGGUUUAGGUGGAUAUGGUGGUUACGGCGGCCGUUAUGGUUAUGGGGGAUUAUGUGGUUAUGGGGGAUACUGCGGUUACCCAGGUGGUUAUGGUUAUGGGGGAUUAUGUGGUUAUGGGGGAUACUGUGGUUACCCAGGCUUCUGUGGUUACGGAGGAUUAUGGGGAUAUGGGGGAUAUGGCCGUAGGUAUCUCGGUGGAUACUGUGGGUCAUGCUAAACCCAGCAGGAACAUCCGUGGAAA
This is a messenger RNA of Mauremys mutica (yellowpond turtle), 537 nucleotides long. Its product is annotated as claw keratin-like. Gene Ontology annotation, molecular function: structural constituent of cytoskeleton. Bases 19 to 513 code for a protein of 164 amino acids. The record is from RefSeq and is a predicted model, not a curated record. The transcript has a single exon. NCBI's taxonomy places the organism in Eukaryota, Metazoa, Chordata, Testudines, Geoemydidae. Gene Ontology annotation, cellular component: intermediate filament.